AAUAGACCUUUCACAAUGGCAACAGUUUCUCUGUGGCUAUUAUCGUUAUCAAUCCUUGUCGUUCUCAAGCUCAACAUAGCGAAUGCCAAAUUCCAUUAUCAUCGGUAUAUGCUGUCCGAUUACAGGCCACAGCAUAGAAGCAAAGUUCAAUCGGACUAUAAACGACUACCGCGUCCCACUUAUCCGGCGGAAAAGCGAAUUAUGCUUAGGUCAGGUACGGAAGAGCCGAUGGUAGAUAUGAUCGGAAAUGGUGAACCAGUACGGCUGCAUGAUCUACUGGUGCGCAUAUACAAUGGCGACAAAUUCAUUUGCAUUGGAACACUUUUGACCGAGCAAACAGCCAUAACAGCUGGCACCUGCUUCCAAGGUGCACAAGGACAGAAUUAUACCGUCAAGACCUCAACGGAUCAGACCAUCGGGUUGUUCAGCCGAAACAUAGACGUGUCUCCCAUUAAGGACGAGGAUUCGGUAAUAACCUUGGUGAUUCUAACGGUACCCGUGCCAAAUGUAAGGAUUACAUCACAGCUCUGUUUAAGCAGUCUGCUGGCUAAUAUGUAUGUGGAGCUGCCCACAUACAGUCACACCCGUCGUGUGGUGCAAAAUCAACUUUCCCAGGUGCUGCCCCUGGCUGAUUGUCGGCAGCAAUUGAAUGAUACGGACGGCAACAUUGUGACCAAUGGGAUGAUCUGUGUUAAGAACGAGAAGCACACGGAAAAAUGUCAGAAGACAUUUGGCAGUCCCUUGAUUUACGAGAACAGGAUCUGCGGCGUCAACUUGCUGGGUCACAAUUGUCCCAAGAAGUUUAGCGUCGAUCUGUACGCCGCCGUCAUGAAUGAAGCCGAAGUGAAAAACAGCAGCAUUUCAAACAUUGUCGCUAGCGACCUAGAGGACGCCAUACUCUGAGCCAGUGGAAUAUAAUUUAUAUCGCAUAUUUACAAAUUCUUAUUGGUCGAAUAUGCGAAAGAAUAUAAUACAAUAAUUUUUGAAAUGUUUAAA
Molecule: messenger RNA, 996 nt
Organism: Drosophila montana
Lineage: Eukaryota; Metazoa; Arthropoda; Insecta; Diptera; Drosophilidae
Product: seminase-like
Exons: 1
Coding region: 16-903 (295 amino acids)
Biological process (GO): proteolysis
Molecular function (GO): serine-type endopeptidase activity
Source: RefSeq, a predicted model, not a curated record